This is a messenger RNA of Bombina bombina (fire-bellied toad), 839 nucleotides long. RefSeq names its product mitochondrial ribosomal protein L58 (gene MRPL58). The transcript is spliced from 6 exons. The record is from RefSeq and is a predicted model, not a curated record. Gene Ontology annotation, cellular component: mitochondrial large ribosomal subunit. Bases 60 to 644 code for a protein of 194 amino acids. Gene Ontology annotation, biological process: mitochondrial translational termination. Gene Ontology annotation, molecular function: translation release factor activity. Lineage: Eukaryota; Metazoa; Chordata; Amphibia; Anura; Bombinatoridae.
GAACCCGUCCAAAUGAGACACAACCGGAAGUGAGUUACUUGAAGGGCAGCGAAGCCAGGAUGGCAGCUUCUUUUAUGUUACCGCUGUCAGGCGUGUUACGGACUCUUCGCUUGUGCGGAUUUCGUUUAUGUUCUUCGGCAGCUGCACCCUCUGGUUAUCGUAGUAUUUAUAGUCUGGAUAAGCUAUAUCCAAACAGUGGGAGCCAAGCGUUAUCCGAAGGCGAGGAGCAGACUGAUAUCCCCGUGAAUCGCCUGAGUAUCUCCUACAGCAAGAGCAGUGGCCCUGGGGGACAACAUGUGAAUAAAGUGAACACGAAGGCUGAAGUCCGGUUCCACUUGUCCUCAGCAGACUGGAUCCCAGAGGCUGUCCGACAGAAUAUCUCUGUACAGUAUAAAAACCGCAUUAACAGAAACGGUGAGCUAAUUGUAGUCUCAGAAGUGAGCCGGUACCAAAUGCGUAAUCUGGCUGACUGUCUGCAGAAAAUUCGCAACAUGAUCUCCGAGGCUACACAGAAGCCACAGACAGAAAGCAAAGAGGAUGAAGCGUUACGUAGAAUUAGGGUGGAAAAUAUGAACCGUGAGCGUUUACUACAGAAGAAAAUCCAUUCAUCUGUAAAACAGAGCCGGAAGGUGAGCAUUGACUGAGAGGACACCUAGGUACUUACUGCCAACCUGCGCUGAUGGGAAAGGGAGAGUCAGAGAAACGGCACACUUGCUACAGACACGUCAAUCUCUCAGCACACAGAAUCUCAUCAACUGAAGGAGGAUAACCCGCUCUCUGUGUCCCCACAACUUGCUUAUUUAAUAAAAGCUGAUUAUUUUGUACAUAAACAAAGGAAA